AUGUCCACGGUGAACAGCGGCUCCGCUGGCUGUCGGGCCAUUGUAAUGGCUGGAAAGUACCUGUCGAGUAAACGGAGCUCCGGCCAGCCGCAGCGCUGGGUGUUUGCCCCGCAACGCCGCCUGUUGAGCUCCAUGGGGGCGGGAGCCGCGGCUUCUGGUCAGCUGGAGAACCUGGGGUAUUUCUCCACCGCGGACCGACACGCUUUCGCCAACAAGAGUUUGAUUUACAGGGAUGUUAGGGCUUUUCUAAGUGAAGUUGGAGGAGAUCCUCGGGAGGCUCGUUACUGGCUGACUCAAUUCCAGAGAGCGACUUCGACCCAGUGUCCUGCCUUUGCUGUGCUUGAGGUAAACGGCUCAGCUCUCCACAGCAGGGAAAGGGUUCAGAGCCUUGCUUUCGGACUGUCCUUCCUUCAGCGCAUGGAUAUGAAGCCUGUUGUAGUGAUGGGCCAAAUUGAGCACCUGGAAAAAGUGUCUGCAGAACCUGUUACAGGAUCCUGUUGUAUCAGAGAGGUUGUGGAGUGGUGCCAGCAGUUGAUGGAGGCUCUGCAGCAGCACUCGGCCACUGUCCUGCCGUUCUUUUCCGCGGAGUCCAUCCUCCAACUGCAUCAAGCGCCUCAAGGAAGCAGUGCUCACCCCUAUAUUGCCGUUGACACAAGCCUCCUCCAGUGGAGUCUAGACUGUGGAACAAUACCAUUAGUUUGUCCGGUGGGAAGGGACUGGCGAGGCUACUCAGUAACUCUGGACCCAACAGAGGUUACAGCUGCCAUUUCACGCGCCUUGCAGCCCCACAAAGUAAUUUUUCUGAACAACUCAGGAGGUCUACAGAGCCCAAAUCACAAGGUGCUAGGAACAGUGUCAUUGCCCACUGACUUACCCAGUCUGUCCGUGGCACCGUGGUUGAGUGCAGCAGAGCGCCGCAGAGUGACCACCAUCGCCAGACUGCUCAAUCAGCUGCCAGUAGAUUCCUCUGCUGUGAUCACCUCAGCAGGCACUUUACUCACUGAGUUAUUCAGUCACAGGGGUUCUGGGACACUUUUUAAGAAUGGAGACCCCAUACACCGGCACAGCUCUCUGGAUGAGAUUGAUGGGGACCGUCUGCUGGCACUCAUCAACAAGUCAUUCGAUAAAACUCUGAGGCAGGAUUAUAUCGACUCUCUGAAAGGACGGCUGCACUCCAUCUACCUCUCUGAAGGCUACAGCGCGGCAGCCAUCAUCACCAUGGAGUCAGUUAACGGUGGCACGCCCUACCUUGACAAGUUUGUGGUGAGCAGCAAUAAGCAGGGUCAGGGAACCAGUCAAAUCCUGUGGGAGUGUAUCAGACAAGACCUGGGUAAAUUGUUCUGGAGGUCAAAAGCCACAAACAAGAUCAACCCAUGGUAUUUUAAGCAUUGUGACGGAAGCUUUGUAAAGGGAGUAUGGACUGUUUUCUGGUUUGGCCUGACGGACAUAAGAGAUUCAUAUAUGCUGGUGGAGCAUGCCACGAACCUCCCUGACUCAUUUCAAAGCCCUCAUCUUACCUCCACAGAUCAAACUUCUUUGUCUGCCGCAGGAUCUUGA
Menidia menidia (Atlantic silverside) is the source of this 1557-nucleotide messenger RNA. NCBI's taxonomy places the organism in Eukaryota, Metazoa, Chordata, Actinopteri, Atheriniformes, Atherinopsidae. The record is from the annotation of a GenBank genome assembly.